AUGAACCUUGGCGACGGCAAAGGCAGGAGCCGCCGUCGCGAGAUCGCUCUACAAGAGGCUCGAGAGAAAGAUGCAGGUGAAGACAAGUAUUGGAUCUCUUCAGCCAGGACCGCGAUGAUGAAGGGCGAGUACGCCCAAGCGGUCAGAGUGUGCACCGAGGGUCUGGGAAGUGGCGACAAUGCCAACAGAGCACUCCUUCUCCACGCUCGCUCUCUAGCUCACUUGCGGCUGGGAGAGAUCCGACCUAGCCUUUGCGACGCCAGAGCAGCAGUCAAAUUGCGUCCUACCGAUCCCAAGUGUCUCGUGCAGGCCGCAAAGUCUCUUCGACAGGCAGGCCACCGAACACAGGCCCUCGACGCGCUGCGCAAGGCCCGUGAUCACGCAGUGGCAAGGACCGACAUCGCGCGAAUCAACCAAUUGUUCGCAGCCUGGAUGGCCGAUCAGAUCAGUCGAAUCCCCGAUGAAGUUCUUGCCAUGAUUCUCACAGAGAUCGACUCGACGACCCUGGCACGGCUGCAGACCGUGUGCUCUCGCUGGCAUCGCGUCAUCAACAUGAAUCGCAGCCUCUGGCGUGUCUUUCGCACCGAAGACUUGCAGACGAGUCCCUUGGCAAACCGCAAGACGUAUCAGAGGGCAGCCACGCUCGCAAAGAAAUCCUGCGACUCGCUUUCAUGGGUCCAGAUUCAGUACGCCCAAGGCCUGCGUUGGUCGAAUCUAGCGCCGUGUCUUGGUCCCUCGUCCUCGACGAUCUCCAGGCUCGAGGUUGGCUGCUGCAACGACCCAGGCUUGUAUCUGUCCGCCUUGCAAUUUGCUCAAACGUGCGCGAACCUCAUCCACCUCGACGUGCAGGGGAAAAUCUGCCUCUACGCGACCGACUUUGACAGCUAUUCGUUCUGUAAUGGCUCAUUCACUAAAAACGUCUUUGACGUCUUCGUGGUCAGUCCUCUGCCUAACGACACACUUUUUGACGAUCGGCUUCUUUCUAGCCUCUGUCGGGUCCAAAAGCUUCAGUGGACCCGGAGAGCCGCACGAACCAAUCAUUUCGCCGACGGGGACGUAGCCGACGACGACGACGACGACGACGGGCCUCUGCACAUAAGGUCGUGGAUCUGGACACUGAUGUCAAUGGCCUGCAGUCAGCUCCGAUUCUUGGACAUUGACUUGCCUGCCUCGGGCGAUGUGCCGAGAGGUCUCUCGCUUGAGCUGCGGCUCCUUGAAACGCUCAGUAUGCGAGGCGUGUUCAACAACUCGGUCGCCCAUGCAGCAGGCAGCGAGCUCCGGGCACCUGCAUUGACGACGUACAAGAGCAGAGGCGGUGGCGUUGACAGCGUCUUGAUGCAGUCAGCGGCCAGUACACUGCACAAUGUCACCUUGACAGAUUUCUCAGACGCUAAAAUCGAGACGCUCAGGCCGGUACUAUCGACGUGCAGCGCCGUGCAAAAGCUCCAACUCUUUCCCGCUACCAGGCUUUUGGUCUCUCUUCUAGGAGGGAAGGUUCACGGUUCGGCGAUAUAUCCCUAUCCGAACCUUCAGCAGCUCGAGCUCAGUAUCAGGAGCGAGGAUACGAGCGCUGAAUGCGAGGUGACUGGUGGCUCCAUUGUCGAUGUGAUAUGUAGACGACAAGGGAUACAGAGGAAAAGGCAAAGGUCCACGGCCCCGUCUGCCUUCUCUCGUGGAGCGGCAAGACCAACAAGUAGCCAAAGUGACGCUGGUGCGGCCGAGGCGGCCACCCCUCAGAUGGCUCCUCUUCAAACACUCGAGAUUGCCGAUCAGGGCGAGAAGCUCGCAAAAGACUCUCUACAGGUGCUCGCUUGCAUCGUGCCCAACUUUAUCCACCGCAAAGGAUUGUAG
Molecule: messenger RNA, 1851 nt
Organism: Acaromyces ingoldii
Lineage: Eukaryota; Fungi; Basidiomycota; Exobasidiomycetes; Exobasidiales; Cryptobasidiaceae
Exons: 3
Coding region: 1-1851 (616 amino acids)
Molecular function (GO): protein binding
Source: RefSeq, a predicted model, not a curated record